This is a messenger RNA of Elgaria multicarinata webbii, 2327 nucleotides long. RefSeq names its product protein phosphatase, Mg2+/Mn2+ dependent 1G (gene PPM1G). The transcript has 10 exons. The coding region runs from base 107 to 1843 and encodes 578 amino acids. NCBI's taxonomy places the organism in Eukaryota, Metazoa, Chordata, Lepidosauria, Squamata, Anguidae. Gene Ontology annotation, cellular component: nucleoplasm. The record is from RefSeq and is a predicted model, not a curated record. Gene Ontology annotation, biological process: protein dephosphorylation. Gene Ontology annotation, molecular function: protein serine/threonine phosphatase activity; cation binding.
UCCCUCCCUCGCUCGCUUCGCUUCUGCCGCCGCCGCCGUCCGUCCUUCUCGCCUGCCGCCGUCGGUCCUCCGCCCGCCCCUCUCCGGCUCGGCCUGCCUGCGUGCCAUGGGCGCCUACCUGUCGCAGCCCAGCACGGCCAAGAGCUCCGGGGACGGCGCCGGGGCCGGGCCGCGCCCGCUGCACUUCGGCUACAGCGCCAUGCAGGGCUGGCGGGUCUCCAUGGAGGACGCCCACAACUGCAUCCCCGAGCUGGACCCCGAGACCGCCCUGUUCUCGGUCUACGACGGCCACGGAGGGGAAGAAGUUGCCCUGUACUGUGCCAAGUACCUCCCAGAGAUCAUCAAGGACCAGAAAGCAUACAAGGAAGGCAAGUUGCAAAAGGCCCUGGAAGAUGCCUUUCUGGCCAUUGAUGCCAAGCUGACAACCGAGGAGGUGAUUGAGGAGCUGGGGCUGAUGGCAGGGCGGUCCCGAGACGACGGUGAUGAGAAAGAGGAGAAGGUGGCAGACGAAGAUGAUGUGGACAACGAAGAGGCCGCCUUGUUGCAUGAGGAGGCCACCAUGACCAUUGAGGAGCUGCUCACUCGCUACGGCCAAAACUGUGUCAAGGGCAAGCUAGGGCCCCCAGGCAGAGAGCUGGCCCAGGAGAAUGCCCGGGGACCGAGUCUGAAUGGCGAGGCGGAUGCUGAAGAGCUCUCGAGGCGUUGCAAGGAGGAGGAAGAGGAGGAGAAUGGCAAGCUGUGCCCUGAGUCCAGCAACCUCCCCCCUGGGCCGGAUGUGGCUGCUGGAGGGGAUGCCGGCACCCCCCAGAAAAAAGGGGCGGAGGGAGCAGCAGGAGCAGCUGCUCCUGCCACGGGGGAGGCUGAGCCCUCCUGCUCUUCUGCAAGCAAGGCCCAGCGAGCGGCCAAGUCCAAGUUCUUUGAGGACAGUGAGGAUGAGUCAGAGGAUGCGGAAGAGGAGGAGGAGGAAGAGGAGGAGGAGGAGGAGGACAGUGAGGAAUGCAGCGAGGAUGAGGAUGGCUACAGUAGCGAGGAAGCAGAACACGAGGAAGAUGAGGAGGAGGACGACACGGAAGAAGCGGAGGAGGAGGAAGAGGAAGACAUGAUGCUCCCGGGCAUGGAGGGAAAAGAAAGGCCCGGCUCGGACAGCGGCACGACGGCCGUGGUGGCGCUCAUCCGGGGCGCACAGCUAAUAGUAGCCAACGCCGGCGACUCCCGCUGCGUGGUGUCAGAGGGCGGCACUGCGGUGGACAUGUCCUAUGACCACAAGCCUGAGGAUGAGGUGGAGCUGGCCAGGAUCAAGAACGCCGGGGGGAAAGUGACCAUGGAUGGCCGCGUGAACGGCGGCCUGAACCUCUCCAGGGCCAUUGGAGAUCACUUCUACAAGCGCAACAAGAACCUGCCUCCGGAGGAGCAGAUGAUCUCGGCGCUGCCAGAUAUCAAGACACUGACCAUCAGCGACGCCCACGACUUCAUGGUCAUUGCCUGCGACGGCAUCUGGAACGUCAUGAGCAGCCAGGAGGUGGUGGAUUUUGUCCAGGCCAAGAUCACGCAGGAGAGGGAGAACGGAGCGCUGCGGUCCCUGUCGUCCAUCGUAGAAGAACUCCUGGACCACUGCCUGGCUCCCGACACAUCUGGCGACGGAACCGGCUGUGACAACAUGACCUGCAUCCUCAUCUCCUUCAAGCCCCGCCCCAGCCAGCCCUCCCCCAUUGCUGCUGCCGCUGCCGCUGAAGGGGGCAAACGGAAACUGGAGGGAGACGAGGAGGAGGCUGUGGCGGAAGCAGACGCCGACGCCGCCCCCCCCACGGAAGAGAGCUGCAGCAAGAAGGCCAGGCAGGACUAGCAGCCGCGCCGGGCUGGAAUUGCCAGCGCUGCUCUCACUGGACUCUGGUUUUCUAACGGAUGCUGAACUGUCGCUGCCUCUGAGGCAGGGGCCUUUUUUAGCCUUAGGGAAGCCCAGUUGGUCUCUGUCGUUGGGGAGGGAGGGGGGAUUCGUGAGGGGGGCCCACUGUUCUUUGAAACCAUUCCAAAGAGUGAAUGGUGGGGAGGGCCAGGCCCUGGCCGCAGAGCCCGGAAGCCCGCCCGCCCGCCCCACCCACCCCUCGCAGCCUCUCCGUGUGGUUGUUGCCAUUUCCGUGCCUGUGAUGUUUCUGUAGGCGGGGAGCAGUUUCUCAGUGUGGGGGUUUCUCGGCUGCGCUCACCCCCACCCCACACACCUCCUAUUUAAGGCCUUCUGUUUUUUAUUUGUGGGACUGGUGGCCAAGCCUCACUUUGUGUCGUUCACUUUCAACCUGAGAUUUUUUCAAACUAAAAGCCCCAAAACCGAA